Messenger RNA from Linum trigynum, 1035 nucleotides. The record is from the annotation of a GenBank genome assembly. Lineage: Eukaryota; Viridiplantae; Streptophyta; Magnoliopsida; Malpighiales; Linaceae.
AUGGCCGACUCCGAAGACAAGGAGCAAUUUGUGGCUACAGUCUCGGAGGAUCAUGAGACGACUUGUUGGGGCUGCGGUUUACGCCUAAUUCUUCCAUCCAAUGCACCUGUGUUCAAGUGUGGUUGGUGUGGAGCUGUGACGAACCAAAACGAUAAAAAGCGUGAAAACAAAUGGUUCUGGUGGAAACGCCUGAGAGACCGAUGCUUCGUAUUUGUCCUUCUUGGCUUCAUGCUCUUAGUAAUAGGUGGUGGCCUGUGGGCUGUGCUUCCAAUUCUUUUCGACAACAGCCUAUUUGCUGGCGUUCUUCACUCGUUUAUAGCUGCUGUCUUGUCUCUGAGCACUCUUUCGACAUUCGCCCUUGCUUCCUUUGGGUGUGCUGGCACACCACCUAUCAUACAGUGGGGGAGCUAUCCAGUUGUUGGGAAAGGUCACCUUGAGAACUAUACCUUCUGUCAUGAUUGUUUAAAGCCCAAAUCACCGAGGAGUCAUCAUUGUCGCUCUUGUGGAUUCUGUAUCCUAGACAUGGAUCAUCACUGCCCUUUUAUAGGAAACUGUGUUGGUGCAGCAAAUCACCGGCACUUCAUCUUGUUCCUCAUCUCUGCAGUGGCCAGCAUGUUAUACGUUGCAUUCAUGUCAGCUUAUGUAGGUUCCCAGAUUUGGCCGCCAUUAACAUACCGACAACCCCUAGAUCCAUUGAGUGGGAUAAACAGUGAUGUAGCUUGGAGAACAUUGACAGAGAGUUUCCUAGCUCUGCUGAACUCAGCUUUGCUUCUGUCAGCAAGAGGGCUUGUUCUGGUGUAUCUCUUCUUUGCCGGUAUAUCAGUGCAGAUAGGGCUUAGUGUGCUUCUCUGGCAGCAGCUGUCUUACAUAUACGAAGGGAAGACUUAUCUAAGCCAUUUAAGCGCUCAAAGGACUGCUACGGACGAGGUUGUCGAGAAAGACUGCAAGAACAUUCUGCUGUUCUUCGGAUGCCCGUAUUCGGUGUCAAGAUUGUUGCCCACUGUGAGGGAUUCUCAGAAGCGGCACAGGAAAUGA